AUGGGGACUAUGGGUCCAGGUAUCUGGAUCCUUUCUGCCUUGACACUAAAUUAUGCUUUAGAACUACCAACUCGAGUGUUGAACCCCGCACACAAUGACCAAGUCUGCAGCACCUGGGGAAAUUUCCACUAUAAGACAUUCGAUGGAGAAAUUUACCAGUUCCCUGGACCCUGCAACUACCUCUUUGCUUCAAACUGUAAAAACACCUUUGAAGAUUUCAACAUCCAGUUACGACACUCUCUACACUCUACAAGGCCAAUUAUUUCCUAUGUUAUUAUAAAGAUAGAAGGGCUGGUCAUUGAGAUGACAAAUAGAGAGGUGACAGUGGGGGGAGAAAAGGUUUCCCUUCCAUACAGCCAGUUUGGAGUCCACAUACAGCAGAGUAGCGCCUAUGUGAAGGUAUCGGCCAAGCUUGGGUUGACUCUCUUGUGGAAUAAUGAAGAUGCCCUGAUGCUUGAAUUGUCACCAAAAUACAUGAAAACAACAUGUGGAUUGUGCGGAAAUAUGAACGGAGUCAGUCAAGAUGAAUUUCAGAUUGAUGGUAUGCUACUAACCCCUAUCCAGUUUGGAAACCUGCAGAAGGUGAAUGGACCCACCGAACAGUGUGAGGAUCUUAUUCCAUCUGCCCCACAGAAUUGCAGUGACCUGAAUGCAGUAUGUGUCAGCAUGCUCUCAGUUCCAGCAUUCAGUGAGUGUGACACACGUGUCCCCAGGAAUCCAUACAUAAAAGCUUGUAUGUCAGAUCUUUGUAGCUGUCAAUCUUCAAAACAUACGUCCUGUUUCUGUGAUACUCUGGCUGAGUACUCCCGACAGUGUGCCCAUGCUGGUGGAAGACCAAGAAACUGGAGAGACAAGAUCUGCGAGGUGACCUGCCCAAUGAAUCUGAUGUAUAAUGAGUGUGGUUCUCCCUGUGCUGACACCUGUUCCAAUUCUGAGCGAACCCACGUUUGUGAAGAACAUUGUGUCAAUGGCUGCUUCUGUCCACCAGGAACGGUAUUUGAUGACAUUAACAACAAAGGCUGUAUCCCACUCAGUAACUGUUCCUGUACUUACAACAAUAGGAACUAUGCACCUGGAGAAUCAUACAACACCAAUUGCCACCAAUGCACCUGUCAAGAAGGGCAGUGGAACUGCAAGGCCCUACCAUGUGCUGGGCACUGUUCUUUGGAGGGAGGGUCUCACAUCUACACCUAUGAUGGUCGUCACUAUAACUUCCAUGGAGACUGUUCUUACAUUUUUACAAAGGACUGUGUUCAGAACAUGUUUGCUGUACUUGUGGAGCUGAAAAAGUGCGGUGUCACUGAUACAGAGACCUGCUUAAAAAGUGUUACCCUGUACAUGGAGGGAGGAUUAACUGUUGUCACUGUCAAAUCUUCUGGGACUGUCCUCUUAAAUGGAAUCUAUUCCCGUGCACCUCUUUUUACAGAGAACUUUGCUGUGCUCCAACCUUCAUCAUUUUACUUGAUUGUUAAGAGUUUCAUUGGGAUCCAGAUCCAAAUCCAGCUCAGCCCUCUUAUGCAGAUAUCUGUGAGCUUGGACCCCGAGUACCAGGGAGAUGCAUGUGGUCUCUGUGGGGAUUUUAACAACAUCCGAACUGAUGAUUUCCGAGCUUUUAGUGGUGUUUUGGAAGGAACAGCUUCUGCUUUUGCCAAUACAUGGAAGAGUCUUGGAAACUGUGGUGAUGUGAAGGACUCUUAUGAAAAUCCAUGCACACUCAGCGUAGAGAACGAGAAAUUUGCCCAGCACUGGUGUUCUCAGCUCUCGGACAGCAAUGGAAUGUUUGCGCCAUGUCACACUGCUGUGAAUCCAGCAGUAUAUGAAAAGAAUUGUGUGUAUGACAGUUGUAACUACGAAAAAAGUGAGGACAGUGUGUGUGCAGCAUUGUCAGCCUAUGUACGGGCCUGUGCCAUUGAGGGAGUGAUCCUGGAAGGGUGGAGAGGUGCCAUCUGUGAUAAAUGUACAAAGGACUGCCCAAAGAACAGCACCUAUCAGUACUCUAUUAGCACUUGCCAGAAAACCUGCCGCUCACUGAGUGAACCCGACCCCAGCUGCAGCUUCAAGUUCCCUACUGUUGAAGGCUGUGCUUGCCCAAAUGGGACUUUCCUUGAUGAUAGCGGAGCCUGUGUAUCUGAUAAAGAAUGCCCCUGUUACUACAAAGGAUCAGUAAUGCCACCUGGAGAGGUCUUGUAUGACAAGGGUACUAUGUGCACAUGCCAAAAUGGCAGACUACACUGCGUUGGCAAAACACCAAGCACUGAAGUGUGCCCUGCAAAUAUGGUUUAUUUUGACUGUGGCAAUGCCUCAAAAGGAGGAAAAGGAGCCGAGUGUCAAAAAACAUGUCAAACCCUAGACUUGGAAUGCUUGAGUAUUCAGUGUGCUUCAGGUUGCGUAUGUUUGGAUGGCCUUGUACUUAGUAAUAAUGGCAGUUGUAUUCCUGAGGAAGAGUGUCCAUGUGUCCACAAUGGCGAAAUUUACCAAAGUGAAGAAACCAUUCAGCAAGACUGUAACAAAUGCACUUGCAAAAAUAGAAAGUGGCAGUGUACGAAGAAGGAGUGUCACAUGACCUGCGUUGUUUAUGGUGAAGGACACUAUGUAACCUUUGAUGGCAAGCGCUUCGAUUUUAGUGGAGACUGUGAAUAUACGCUGACUCAGGAUUAUUGCUCAUCCAACUCUGGAAAUGGCUCAUUUCGAGUCAUCACUGAAAACAUCCCAUGUGGGACAACCGGAGCCACUUGUUCUAAAGCUAUAAAGCUUUUCCUUGGGAACUUUGAACUGAAACUGAGUGAAGGAUCAUAUGAAGUAGUGGAAAGGGACAUUGGCAGUGAAGUCCCCUACCAAGUUAGGCAGAUGGGUAUUUACCUUGUGAUCGAAGCCAAAAAUGGAUUGAGUCUCAUGUGGGACAAGAAGACUAGUAUGUUAAUCAAGCUAAGCCCAAAAUUCAAGGGACAUGUUUGUGGUCUUUGUGGUAACUAUGAUGGUAGUGUAUCCAAUGACUUUACCACAAGAAGUCAAUCAGUGGUUGUCAAUAUUCAAGAGUUUGGGAACAGCUGGAAAGCUGCCCCCACAUGCCCUGAUGCUCUGCCUGUACGGGACCCUUGUCUUGCCAAUCCAUACCGUCAGUCCUGGUCCCAGAAGCACUGCAGCAUUAUCAUGGGCCCCAGCUUCUCUAAGUGUCAUUCCAAAGUUGACCCUACUCCUUACCAAGAGGACUGUAUCAGUGACACAUGUGCUUGUGAUUCUGGUGGAGACUGUGAAUGCUAUUGUACCGCCGUUGCCGCUUAUGCUGCUGCCUGCAGUCAAGCAGGAAUUUGUGUAUCAUGGAGAACCCCUGAGAUUUGCCCCCUAUUUUGUGAUUACUAUAACCCUGAAGGAGAGUGUGAGUGGCACUAUAAGCCCUGUGGAGCUCCCUGCAUGAAGACCUGUAGGAACCCAAGUGGUCAGUGCAUUAACAAUCUACCUGGAUUAGAGGGAUGUUAUCCAAAAUGCCCCAAGGAACGACCUUUCUUUGAUGAAGACCUUAUGAAGUGUGUCGCUCAGGCAAAUUGUGGUUGUUAUGAUGACAAUGGCAAACGUUACAAUGUUGGAGCUAUGGUCCCCUCCUACAAAAACUGUGAAUCAUGUAUCUGCACAAAGAAAGGGCGUCGUUGUCAGAUGGAUGUCAGAGCAUGUUACUGUUACUAUGGAAAUAUGAAGUACAACUAUGGAGAUGUCAUCUACAACACUACUGAUGGAAUUGGAGGAUGCAUUACAGCCACAUGCUCAUCCAACGGAACCAUAACAAGAAAUGUCUACCCUUGUGUUUCCACCACCAAAGCACCUGCCACAACCUUCCAUUUUGAUACAACCAGUAAAAUCCCAUUGAAUAUCUCUACAACAGGGCCAAUGUCUCCAACUUCUGUAUCCUGCCUCAAAGAAGUGUGCAAGUGGUCAACAUGGUAUGACGUCACCUGUCCAAAAUAUGGAGAGAAUGAAGGAGAUUUUGAAACCUUUGAGAAUAUCAGAAAAAAGGGCUAUUCUGUAUGCAAAGUUCCUUCUAAAGUGCAAUGCCGUGCUCAAAAGUUUCCUAAAAUCCCUGUUGCAGACUUGGGUCAGAUAAUAGAAUGCAAUACAUCAGUUGGACUUGUGUGCUACAAUCGAGACCAAUUCUCUCAACUAUGUUUCAAUUAUGAGAUCCGUAUACUCUGCUGUAGCUUUGUUCCAUGUGGGGAAUCUUCUGCCUCUACAAAACCUCCUGUAACUUCUUCCACAAAGAUCACAUUGACAACAAAAUCUGCAAAGACUACAAUUACAGCAUCUGUACCACCAACGGGGACAUUAAAUGCAAUAUCAUCUAUGAAAACAACACAUAAGACAUCCACUAAACAGACAAUCACAAAAACCAUCAAGCCUUCUUCAACCAAACCUAAAGCAACUCACACUACUCCAUGUAAGAUAGAGAUGUGCACUUGGACAUCAUGGCUAGAUGUUCAUUUCCCCAGUAUUAUUACAUCAGAUGGAGACUUUGAAACCAUAGAGAACAUUAGAGCUGUUGGAAACAAGAUAUGCCAAAAACCAGAGGACAUUAUUUGUAGAGCUGAAAGAUUUCCAAAUAAAACCAUUGAAGAAGUUGGCCAAAUAGUUACCUGUAAUGUCACCCAUGGUCUUAUUUGCAAUAAUAAAGAUCAGAUAAAGAAUUUCCCCCUUUGUUAUAACUAUCAAGUACAAAUCCUUUGUUGCUCCAUGGAGGACUGUAAAAUAUCUAGCACCCAGGCUCCAUCAACUGCAAAAGUUCACACAACAAAACAUUUUGAAACUUCUUCAACAAAACCACAGUUCACAAAAACUACCAAAAUGGGAGCUCAUACAACAAUGACAUCUAAAAUACCCUUAACAGCUAAGUAUUCAACUCAGUUUAGUACACAAACCACUGGAUUACCAACCACAUCAAGUAAAGAAAAUUGCAUACCAGUUUGUAAGUGGUCUCAAUGGUUUGAUGUAAGCUUUCCUGAUUCUGAGAAAAAUGGUGACUUUGAAACCUAUGGAAACAUUAGAAAUUCAGGAUUAAAAAUCUGCCAAGAACCUUCUAAUAUUCAGUGUAGAUCUGCUGAUCUUCCAGAUAUCCCCCUAGAAGAACUGCAACAAAAUGUGCAGUGUAAUGUCAGUAUCGGUCUUGUUUGCCGGAAUGAGGAACAAACUGGCCCAUUUCCUUAUUGCUAUAAUUAUGAAAUUCGAGUGUACUGUUGUUCCGGAUGUGCAUCAACAGUGGGUAUACCUACUUCUACAAAACAUUCAAUGAGCACCAAACAUGUAACCCCAUCUUCAAAAGUUACUGUUAGUCUACCUCAUACAACAAAGAACAAGGAAACUUUGUUAUCUACCUCACCACAUGCAAAGUCAACUACAGCUUUUAAAAAGAUAACAACUGAAGAAGAUGUAAAAACAUACACACCAAAGAUAACAAAAACUACAAUAUUUACUGCGCCACUUGAAAUGACUAGCCAAAUGACAAAAUCACUGUCUACACAAAGGCCCAUUUCAACUAUAAAAGUAUUAUCCACUGCUUCAGGUAAAACCGUUUCCAUGAAAACUACUAAAAUGUCUACUGAAUCUGGUAAAGUGACAUCUGCCUUCAAAACUACUGGUAAAAUAACUUCUGCCAAAGUAACACCAUCCAUACCAAGUACUGCAUUCCGUAGGUCUACUACUGAAUCUGAACAUGAAGAUGUGACAUCUGGAAAACCUGUGAAAACUACUGAAGUGUCUACAGAAUCUUUCAAAGUCACAUCUGCUUACAAAACAACUCCUGGAAAACCAAUCACUCCUAAAGCUACAUCUCCAAAAGCAACUACAGCAUUCAGGAGGUCAACCACAGAAUCUGAGCAUGAGGAAAGCACUUCACAUAAACCUGUCUCCAUGAAAACUACUAAAAUGUCUACUGAAUCUGGUAAAGUGACAUCUGCCUUCAAAACUACUAGUAAAAUAACUUCUGCAAAGGCAACACAAUCCAUACCAAGUACUAAAUUCCGUAGGUCUACUACUGAAUCUGAACAUGAAGAUGUGACAUCUGGAAAACCUGUUAAAACUACUAAAGUGUCUACAGAAUCUGGCAAAGUCACAUCUGCUUACAAAACAACUCCUGGAAAACCAAUCACUUCUAAAGCCACAUCUCCAAAAGCAACUACAGCAUUCAGGAGGUCAACCACAGAAUCUGAGCAUGAGGAAAGCACGUCACAUAAACCUGUCUCCAUGAAAACUACUAAAAUGUCUACUGAAUCUGGUAAAGUGACAUCUGCCUUCAAAACUACUGGUAAAAUAACUUCUGGCAAGAUAACACCAUCCAAACCAAGUACUGCUUUCCGUAGGUCUACUACUGAAUCUGAACAUGAAGAUGUGACAUCUGGAAAACCUGUUAAAACUACUAAAGUGUCUACAGAAUCUGGCAAAGUCACAUCUGCUUACAAAACAACUCCUGGAAAACCAAUCACUUCUAAAGCCACAUCUCCAAAAGCAACUACAGCAUUCAGGAGGUCAACCACAGAAUCUGAGCAUGAGGAAAGCACGUCACAUAAACCUGUCUCCAUGAAAACUACUAAAAUGUCUACUGAAUCUGGUAAAGUGACAUCUGCCUUCAAAACUACUGGUAAAAUAACUUCUGGCAAGAUAACACCAUCCAAACCAAGUACUGCUUUCCGUAGGUCUACUACUGAAUCUGAACAUGAAGAUGUGACAUCUGGAAAACCUGUUAAAACUACUAAAGUGUCUACAGAAUCUGGCAAAGUCACAUCUGCUUACAAAACAACUCCUGGAAAACCAAUCACUCCUAAAGCCACAUCUCCAAAAGCAACUACAGCAUUCAGGAGGUCAACCACAGAAUCUGAGCAUGAGGAAAGCACUUCACAUAAACCUGUCUCCAUGAAAACUACUAAAAUGUCUACUGAAUCUGGUAAAGUCACAUCUGCCUUCAAAACUACUGGUAAAAUAACUUCUGUCAAGAUAACACCAUCCAUACCAAGUACUGCUUUCCGUAAGUCCACUACUAAAUCUGAACAUGAAGAUGCGACAACUGGAAAACCUGUGAAAACUACUAAAGUGUCUACAGAAUCUGUCAAAGUCACAUCUGCUUACAAAACAACUCCUGGAAAACCAAUAACUUCUAAAGCUACAUCUGCAAAAGAAACUACAGCAUUCAGGAGGUCAACCACAGAAUCUGAGCAUGAGGAAAGCACUUCACAUAAACCUGCCUCCAUGAAAACUACUAAAAUGUCUACUGAAUCUGGUAAAGUCACAUCUGCCUUCAAAACUACUAGUAAAAUAACUUCUGCAAAGGCAACACCAUCCAUACCAAGUACUGCAUUCCGUAGGUCUACUACUGAAUCUGAACAUGAAGAUGUGACAUCUGGAAAACCUGUUAAAACUACUAAAGUGUCUACAGAAUCUGGCAAAGUCACAUCUGCUUACAAAACAACUCCUGGAAAACCAAUCACUUCUAAAGCCACAUCUCCAAAAGCAACUACAGCAUUCAGGAGGUCAACCACAGAAUCUGAGCAUGAGGAAAGCACUUCACAUAAACCUGUCUCCAUGAAAACUACUAAAAUGUCUACUGAAUCUGGUAAAGUGACAUCUGCCUUCAAAACUACUGGUAAAAUAACUUCUGCCAAGAUAUCACCAUCCAAACCAAGUACUGCAUUCCGUAGGUCUACUACUGAAUCUGAACAUGAAGAUGUGACAUCUGGAAAACCUGUUAAAACUACUAAAGUGUCUACAGAAUCUGGCAAAGUCCCAUCUGCUUACAAAACAACUCCUGGAAAACCAAUCACUCCUAAAGCCACAUCUCCAAAAGCAACUACAGCAUUCAGGAGGUCAACCACAGAAUCUGAACAUGAGGAAAGCACUUCACAUAAACCUGUCUCCAUGAAAACUACUAAAAUGUCUACUGAAUCUGGUAAAGUCACAUCUGCCUUCAAAACUACUGGUAAAAUAACUUCUGUCAAGAUAACACCAUCCAUACCAAGUACUGCUUUCCGUAAGUCCACUACUGAAUCUGAACAUGAAGAUGUGACAACUGGAAAACCUGUGAAAACUACUAAAGUGUCUACAGAAUCUGUCAAAGUCACAUCUGCUUACAAAACAACUCCUCGAAAACCAAUCACUUCUAAAGCUACAUCUGCAAAAGAAACUACAGCAUUCAGGAGGUCAACCACAGAAUCUGAGCAUGAGGAAAGCACUUCACAUAAACCUGUCUCCAUGAAAACUACUAAAAUGUCUACUGAAUCUGGUAAAGUGACAUCUGCCUUCAAAACUACUAGUAAAAUAACUUCUGCAAAGGCAACACCAUCCAAACCAAGUACUGCAUUCCGUAGGUCCACUACUGAAUCUGAACAUGAAGAUGUGACAUCUGGAAAACCUGUUAAAACUACUAAAGUGUCUACAGAAUCUGGCAAAGUCACAUCUGCUUACAAAACAACUCCUGGAAAACCAAUCACUUCUAAAGCCACAUCUCCAAAAGCAACUACAGUAUUCAGGAGGUCAACCACAGAAUCUGAGCAUGAGGAAAGCACUUCACAUAAACCUGUCUCCAUGAAAACUACUAAAAUGUCUACUGAAUCUGGUAAAGUGACAUCUGCCUUCAAAACUACUGGUAAAAUAACUUCUGCCAAGAUAUCACCAUCCAAACCAAGUACUGCAUUCCGUAGGUCUACUACUGAAUCUGAACAUGAAGAUGUGACAUCUGGAAAACCUGUUAAAACUACUAAAGUGUCUACAGAAUCUGGCAAAGUCACAUCUGCUUACAAAACAACUCCUGGAAAACCAAUCACUCCUAAAGCCACAUCUCCAAAAGCAACUACAGCAUUCAGGAGGUCAACCACAGAAUCUGAACAUGAGGAAAGCACUUCACAUAAACCUGUCUCCAUGAAAACUACUAAAAUGUCUACUGAAUCUGGUAAAGUCACAUCUGCCUUCAAAACUACUGGUAAAAUAACUUCUGUCAAGAUAACACCAUCCAUACCAAGUACUGCUUUCCGUAAGUCCACUACUAAAUCUGAACAUGACGAUGUGACAACUGGAAAACCUGUGAAAACUACUAAAGUGUCUACAGAAUCUGUCAAAGUCACAUCUGCUCACAAAACAACUCCUGGAAAACCAAUCACUUCUAAAGCUACAUCUGCAAAAGAAACUACAGCAUUCAGGAGGUCAACCACAGAAUCUGAGCAUGAGGAAAGCACUUCACAUAAACCUGUCUCCAUGAAAACUACUAAAAUGUCUACUGAAUCCGGCAAAGUGACAUCUGCCUUCAAAACUACUGGUAAAAUAACUUCUGGCAAGAUAACACCAUCCAUACCAAGUACUGCAUUCCGUAGUUCUACUACUGAAUCUGAACAUGAAGAUGUGACAACUGGAAAACCUGUGAAAACUACUAAAGUGUCUACAGAAUCUGUCAAAGUCACAUCUGCUCACAAAACAACUCCUGGAAAACCAAUCACUUCUAAAGCUACAUCUGCAAAAGAAACUACAGCAUUCAGGAGGUCAACCACAGAAUCUGAGCAUGAGGAAAGCACUUCACAUAAACCUGUCUCCAUGAAAACUACUAAAAUGUCUACUGAAUCCGGCAAAGUGACAUCUGCCUUCAAAACUACUGGUAAAAUAACUUCUGGCAAGAUAACACCAUCCAUACCAAGUACUGCAUUCCGUAGGUCUACUACUGAAUCUGAACAUGAAGAUGUGACAUCUGGAAAACCUGUGAAAACUACUAAAGUGUCUACAGAAUCUGGCAAAGUCACAUCUGCUUACAAAACAACUCCUGGAAAACCAAUCACUUCUAAAGCUACAUCUCCAAAAGCAACUACAGCAUUCAGGAGGUCAACCACAGAAUCUGAGCAUGGGGAAAGCACUUCACAUAAACCUGUCUCCAUGAAAACUACUAAAAUGUCUACUGAAUCCGGCAAAGUGACAUCUGCCUUCAAAACUACUGGUAAAAUAACUUCUGCAAAGGUAACACCAUCCAAACCAAGUACUACAUUCCGUAGGUCUACUACUGAAUCUGAACAUGAAGAUGUGACAUCUGGAAAACCUGUGAAAACUACUAAAGUGUCUACAGAAUCUGGCAAAAUCACAUCUGCUUACAAAACAACUCGUGGAAAACCAAUCACUUCUAAAGCCACAUCUCCAAAAAAAACUACAGCAUUCAGGAGGUCAACCACAGAAUCUGAGCAUGAGGAAAGCACGUCACAUAAACCUGUCUCCAUGAAAACGACUAAAAUGUCUACUGAAUCUGGUAAAGUGACAUCUGGCUUCAAAACUACUGGUAAAAUAACUUCUGUCAAGAUAACACCAUCCAUACCAAGUACUGCAUUCCGUAGGUCUACUACUGAAUCUGAACAUGAAGAUGUGACAUCUGGAAAACCUGUGAAAACUACUAAAGUGUCUACAGAAUCUGUCAAAGUCACAUCUGCUUACAAAACAACUCGUGGAAAACCAAUCACUUCUAAAGCCACAUCUCCAAAAAAAAACACAGCAUUCAGGAGGUCAACCACAGAAUCUGAGCAUGAGGAAAGCACUUCACAUAAACCUGUCUCCAUGAAAACGACUAAAAUGUCUACUGAAUCUGGUAAAGUGACAUCUGCCUUCAAAACUACUGGUAAAAUAACUUCUGUCAAGAUAACACCAUCCAUACCAAGUACUGCUUUCCGUAAGUCCACUACUGAAUCUGAACAUGAAGAUGUGACAACUGGAAAACCUGUGAAAACUACUAAAGUGUCUACAGAAUCUGUCAAAGUCACAUCUGCUCACAAAACAACUCCUGGAAAACCAAUCACUUCUAAAGCUACAUCUGCAAAAGAAACUACAGCAUUCAGGAGGUCAACCACAGAAUCUGAGCAUGAGGAAAGCACUUCACAUAAACCUGUCUCCAUGAAAACUACUAAAAUGUCUACUGAAUCCGGCAAAGUGACAUCUGCCUUCAAAACUACUGGUAAAAUAACUUCUGGCAAGAUAACACCAUCCAUACCAAGUACUGCAUUCCGUAGGUCUACUACUGAAUCUGAACAUGAAGAUGUGACAUCUGGAAAACCUGUGAAAACUACUAAAGUGUCUACAGAAUCUGGCAAAGUCACAUCUGCUUACAAAACAACUCCUGGAAAACCAAUCACUUCUAAAGCUACAUCUCCAAAAGCAACUACAGCAUUCAGGAGGUCAACCACAGAAUCUGAGCAUGGGGAAAGCACUUCACAUAAACCUGUCUCCAUGAAAACUACUAAAAUGUCUACUGAAUCCGGCAAAGUGACAUCUGCCUUCAAAACUACUGGUAAAAUAACUUCUGCAAAGGUAACACCAUCCAAACCAAGUACUACAUUCCGUAGGUCUACUACUGAAUCUGAACAUGAAGAUGUGACAUCUGGAAAACCUGUGAAAACUACUAAAGUGUCUACAGAAUCUGGCAAAAUCACAUCUGCUUACAAAACAACUCGUGGAAAACCAAUCACUUCUAAAGCCACAUCUCCAAAAAAAACUACAGCAUUCAGGAGGUCAACCACAGAAUCUGAGCAUGAGGAAAGCACUUCACAUAAACCUGUCUCCAUGAAAACUACUAAAAUGUCUACUGAAUCUGGUAAAGUGACAUCUGCCUUCAAAACUACUGGUAAAAUAACUUCUGUCAAGAUAACACCAUCCAUACCAAGUACUGCUUUCCGUAAGUCCACUACUGAAUCUGAACAUGAAGAUGUGACAACUGGAAAACCUGUGAAAACUACUAAAGUGUCUACAGAAUCUGGCAAAGUCACAUCUGCUUACAAAACAACUCCUGGAAAACCAAUCACUUCUAAAGCUACAUCUCCAAAAGCAACUACAGCAUUCAGGAGGUCAACCACAGAAUCUGAGCAUGGGGAAAGCACUUCACAUAAACCUGUCUCCAUGAAAACUACUAAAAUGUCUACUGAAUCCGGCAAAGUGACAUCUGCCUUCAAAACUACUGGUAAAAUAACUUCUGCAAAGGUAACACCAUCCAAACCAAGUACUACAUUCCGUAGGUCUACUACUGAAUCUGAACAUGAAGAUGUGACAUCUGGAAAACCUGUGAAAACUACUAAAGUGUCUACAGAAUCUGGCAAAAUCACAUCUGCUUACAAAACAACUCGUGGAAAACCAAUCACUUCUAAAGCCACAUCUCCAAAAAAAACUACAGCAUUCAGGAGGUCAACCACAGAAUCUGAGCAUGAGGAAAGCACGUCACAUAAACCUGUCUCCAUGAAAACGACUAAAAUGUCUACUGAAUCUGGUAAAGUGACAUCUGGCUUCAAAACUACUGGUAAAAUAACUUCUGCAAAGGUUACACCAUCCAUACCAAGUACUGCAUUCCGUAGGUCUACUACUGAAUCUGAACAUGAAGAUGUGACAUCUGGAAAACCUGUUAAAACCUCUAAAGUGUCUACAGAAUCUGGCAAAGUCACAUCUGCUUACAAAACAACUCCUGGAAAACCAAUCACUUCUAAAGCCACAUCUCCAAAAGAAACUACAGCAUUCAGGAGGUCAACCACAGAAUCUGAGCAUGAGGAAAGCACUUCACAUAAACCUGUCUCCAUGAAAACUACUAAAAUGUCUACUGAAUCUGGUAAAGUCACAUCUGCCUUCAAAACUCCUACGAAAUUGUCUACAGAAGUAACUGCAACAUCUCGUGGUGUUUUUACAACACAGUCUACAUCUGAGGGAACUGUGACCACCAAAUUGAGCUCUCAACAACCUCCAAAAUCCACAAAACAAUCAACAUUACCAACUUCAGGAAAAAUGAGCACUGAACACACUGUUAAAACAUCUUCUCGGCCAUCAACAGCAAACACUGAAUCUUUUUCUACAGCCCGAUGUAUGUGCAAUAUCAAUGGAGUUAUGGUGCCUCCAGGGAAAGUGAUAUACAACACCACUGAUAAUGCUGGUUGGUGUUUCUAUGCAAAAUGCAGUCAAAGCUGCAAGGUAGAAAGAUACAGCGAACAAUGUUACAGUUCUACUGUACCAACUGCCACCAGCAGUACCAAGACACCUAAGACAGUAACUGCUCGCACAAGUACUAUGACCACGAAAAAGACAGCAAGCACUCCUAAGACACCAGUAACAAGCAUCAAGACAUCUAAGACAGCUCAAACUAAGACUUCAGCAUCAAGUAUUAGCUCUGCCAGCACUGUCCAGCCUGGGUGCAGUGCUGUCAUGCCUCCACGUAUGGUGAAUGAAACCUGGAUGAUAGACCAAUGUACUGAGGCAACAUGUGUUGGUAAAAACAACAUAGCCAUACAUAAGAAGCAAUGUGCACCAUUACAAGAGGUGGUCUGUGCCAACCGCUUACAGCCCAAGAAAAUAUUUGAUAACAGUGGCUGCUGCUACAAGAGGGAAUGUGAAUGUGUUUGUGGUGGUUGGGGAACUUCUCAUUAUAUCACCUUUGAUGGUACUUACUAUGAUUUUAAUGGCCGAUGCACAUAUGUCCUGGUGCAACAAAUAAAUCCAGUCUUUGAUCACUUCCGAGUCUAUAUCGACAACUUCUCCUGUGACCCUGAGGACCCAACUUGUGUGAAGAGGCUUCGCAUUAUGUACAAAACGGAAACAGUUGUUGUGGAAUCUCAGACUUUGAUUAAAAGAAUAGCCAAUAAGGUAUAUUUAAAUAAUGACAGAGUAUAUCCAGCAGUCUUCAAAAAUGGCAUAGCCAUCUCAUCCUCCAGUAUAUUUGUAAUUGUGGAGAUCCCAGAAAUUGGGGCAUACAUCUCAUUUAAUGUCCUUAGCUUUACGGUGAAAGUUCCAAUCAGCAAGUUUUCUGGUAACACUGAAGGCCACUGUGGAAAAUGCUCCAAUAACCGUGUUGAUGACUGCAUACUUCCAAAUGGACAAUUGGCACCAUCAUGUGCACAGAUGGCAGGGGAAUGGGGAGCGCCGAAUGAAAACCCAUCAUCUUGUAGCUCCUCCUCUACAAGUGCUCCAACCACUAUUUCUAGCCAAUCCACUCUUCCAUACUUCUCUACUCUUAUGUCCAGCCUUCCGCGCACUGUUUCGACAGGAGUUCCAUCUACCUCGCUACGACCUUCAACCUCUUUGACAACUAAAUAUGUGACUGCGGCAGAUGAACCUUGUGAAACUCCUGAGGUCUGCAAACUUAUCUUAAGCAGUGUCUUUGCGAAAUGCCACAGUGUUGUACCCCCAGAACCUUUCUAUCAAGCCUGUUUCACUGAUGGAUGCUCUAAGUCAGAUGGUGACAUUCUAUGCUCUAACUUACAGAGCUAUGCUAGGCUCUGUGGAACACAAGGUGUCUGUAUAGACUGGAGAGACAGCACCAAUGGUUUAUGCUUUUCAAACUGUUCCUCAAACCUGGUGUACAAUCCAUGUGGUCCUGCAGUAGAACCUACCUGUAAUUCCAAAUAUAAUGAUGCCUAUUUCAACAAGUCAAAAGAAGACUUCAUGGAAGGAUGCUACUGCCCCAAGGGAAAAACUAAAUUCAACUCCAUUUCCAACAAAUGCGUAACCACUUGUGGAUGUACUGGUCCUGAUGGAAUGCCCAGAGAGCCUGGUGAAACUUGGGUCAGUAACUGCCAGACUUGUGUCUGUGAUAAAGCAUCGAUGGGUGUUGUGUGUACCAAAAAAAUGUGCGCUUUACCUAACCGUAAAAACUGCACCAAGAAAGGAUAUAUGCCUGUUUCUGUACCAGAUCUAUCUAAUCCAUGCUGCCAAGUCACUGAGUGCCGCUGUAAUGUGAGUCUUUGCGCCAACACUAUAAAGGUCUGUAAGCCUGGCUAUGAGGCUGUGCCAAGUAGGAGUCCAAAUGACUGCUGUCUAGUCUACAAAUGUGAACCCAAAAAAGUGUGUGUACAAAAUAAAACCGAACAUCAGCCUGGAGCCUUAGUUCCCUCUUCAAAUCCCUGUGAAACAUGUAUGUGUGAUGGAAAUAAGACUGAGACAAACGGAACGCAUUUUAUUUCUUGCACUCGAAUCAUAUGUGACAUAAAAUGUGCUCAGGGCUUUAAAUAUACAAAAGUCCCAGGAAAAUGCUGUGGAACUUGUGAACAGACAGAGUGUAUUAUGGAUCUGCCUGAUAACUCUACUCAGUUUCUCAAGCCUGGACAAUCAUGGACACCCGAUAAAGAUAACUGUACAAAAUAUGAGUGUAUCCGUAGGAAAGACAAGUUUUUAACUGUGGCAUCCAAAUUAUUAUGCCUGAAACUGAACCGUGAUGAAUGUGUACCAGGUACCAUUCGAAAAGAUGUCAACGGAUGUUGUGAAACAUGUGUAAAAGAAGAAAAGAAGUGUCAGAAAGUAGGGAUGGAAAACAUCAUACUUCAAAAUGGCUGCAAGUCUGCUAAGCCUAUUCAGAUAUCAUACUGUAAAGGAAGCUGUGAAAGCUAUUCCAUGUACUCUGCAAAAUCUCAGUCUAUGGAGCAAAAAUGUGCUUGUUGCCAAGAGACAGAGACAAAAAAGAUUACUAUUGACCUAACUUGUCCCAAUGGAAAGACAAUAAAAUACUCUUUUAUUAAUGUCACGAGCUGUAACUGUGCUGACACCACUUGCAAAAAGGAAAACAAACAGAGUAGCUCAGAAGAGAACAGCUCUGGACAUAGCAAGUCAGAUAAGAAAACAGAAGAGGAUGAUGAUAAAAAGAAACCAGUAACCAAGAAGGUUCCUCCACAUACAGGCAAAGCAGCACAAACUGUUAGACAGCAAAAGGAUGAAAAAGACAAAAAAACAAACAACAGUAAGGAGAACAGUAGUUCUGAAAAUAAAUCAGAUGCUAAAGAGAAAGUAAAUAAAAAGAUGGAAGAUGAUGAAGUGUUUUCAGUUACCAAGCAGGUUCCUCGAAUUACAAUUAAACAAAUGAAGACUACUAGAUGGGAACAAGACAAAAAAGACAAACAUACAGAGAAUAGUCAGGAGAAUGACAGUACUGAAAAAAAUUACAAAUCAGAUUCUAAAGAGACAGUAGAUAAGAAGAUGAAAGAUAAAGCGGUUAAAGUGUCUCCAGUAACCAAGCAAGUUCCUCGAAAUACAAUUAAACAAAUGAAGACUACUAGAUGGGAACAAGACAAAAAAGACAAACAUACAGAGAAUAGUCAGGAGAAUGACAGUACUGAACAAAAUUACAAAUCAGAUUCUAAAGAGACAGUAGAUGAGAAGAUGAAAGAUAAAGUGGUUAAAGUGUCUCCAGUAACCAAGCAAGUUCCUCGAAAUACAAUUAAACAAAUGAAGACUACUAGAUGGGAACAAGACAAAAAAGACAAACAUACAGAGAAUAGUCAGGAGAAUGACAGUACUGAAAAAAAUUACAAAUCAGAUUCUAAAGAGACAGUAGAUAAGAAGAUGAAAGAUAAAGGGGUUAAAGUGUCUCCAGUAACCAAGCAGGUUCCUCGAAAUACAGAUAAACAGAUAAAGACUUCUAAGCAGCCCGAGGACAAAAAAGGCAAAAACUCUGAUGACAGUAACAAAUCAGAUUCUAAAGAUAGCAAAGACCAAGAGAAAAAUUCAUCAAAACAACCAAUUGAUAUAAAAAGCAAAUCCCAGUCAAAUUGUAAUGAAGAUGGAAAAUCACAAGAUAAAAAAGAUCAAGGAGUCAACACCACCAACAAUCCAACUGACAAAAAAAGUGGGGAAAAAAAGUCUGGAAAGUCUUAUAUUAGACCAAAGUAA
Messenger RNA from Hyla sarda, 16623 nucleotides. Its product is annotated as mucin-5AC-like. The record is from RefSeq and is a predicted model, not a curated record. Gene Ontology annotation, cellular component: extracellular matrix. Lineage: Eukaryota; Metazoa; Chordata; Amphibia; Anura; Hylidae. The transcript is spliced from 48 exons. Bases 1 to 16623 code for a protein of 5540 amino acids. Gene Ontology annotation, molecular function: protein binding.